GAGGAGGAGCAGUGAAAAGAGUCGCUUCGAGUGAAGUAGAAGACAGUGACGCUUGUACUUGCAUCUGCUACCGACAGACAUGAGUAGGAUAACGCAAGCGCUUGAGGAAUUUUGACCUCACCACUUCGAGCAGCGGUUGCCGCGUCAGGCUCUCGGCGACUUGCAGCGUGCGCCCGAUGAACGACCUACCCGGCUCUUGUUGUGCUUCAGACAGAAGAGGGCUUGCGGUGGCUGCAUGCUGGUACGCCUCGGCGCGCCAGUUGUGUCCGGGUCCUCAUACAUUCCGUCAGCAUCACCGCGGCCCCCGCGCGGUCCGUCAGCCUUGUCAAUGGCCAACGUGGUGCUAGCUUGGCGCCGCAGUGUCCGCCGGGGGCUCGCGGGCAUACACGACGGCGAGGGAGAGCUCGUCGGCGUCUGCAGUCGUUUUCUCGUAUCAACAUGAAAAACGCCGCGAACUACGACACGGGCCGGCCCCGGGUCCGGCCGGGCCACUUCUCGGCCGGCGCCUUACUUUCGGUCGACCCAGAAAUCCAGGACUGCAAGGGGGCGCGCCGCCGGUUUUUUUGUGUGUUCCCGCCUGCCCUAUUGGGCCGCCGCGGGGGCCCCCGCCGGCCCCAAACGCAGAAAGCAAGGCGCCGCGCCCCUUGUCUCGGCCGCACAUCGAGAAUGGAUCACAGGCCCCCCGGCAUUUCCGAGCCGUUCUGCCUGAGACGCAUAGUCGACGCGAACGGAACACAUUGACGGAAGCCCGGCCGGAACGUUCGCCAUGUGAUGUCUAAGGCCGGGGAUGGAACUGGCGCAAGGGAGUCGCAGGCCCUGCGCGCGCCCGCGGCUCCGGAUUGGGGGCGCCCCUGCUAUUGCGGUCGCCCGGCUAUCUCCUUUGCAUGGAUGAAGCAAAGAGCGAAGCCCUUAUUGGCGGGAGGGCGGGGACAUAGUUCUUGCCCUUUGCCCGGGUCGUUGGGUGCCUUCCUUGGGGGGAACCGUGUGCCGACCGGCGCGCCCCCCCCCCGGAGCUAUCUAAUCAAUCCGACGAAGCAUGUGUUGGCGCCUGGUGGUGGUGAAAUAGAACGAACCGAACCGCCGGCAGCCGCUCGGAAUUAAAAGAACCAACGUGGAGGGUGUUUCCAGGUGUUUGCGCCGCCUGGAUUGUUGUCCCUGUGUGCAUUUGCCAUGAUGAUGGCGCCUGCAGACCGUUGUUGAAUGUUGCACCAGCCGCACGAGCGAAGACUCAAUGAAUUGAAAUUGAU
Amoebophrya sp. A120 is the source of this 1247-nucleotide messenger RNA. NCBI's taxonomy places the organism in Eukaryota, Dinophyceae, Syndiniales, Amoebophryaceae. The record is from the annotation of a GenBank genome assembly.